Mycotypha africana is the source of this 1093-nucleotide messenger RNA. RefSeq names its product RlpA-like double-psi beta-barrel-protein domain-containing protein-containing protein. The record is from RefSeq and is a predicted model, not a curated record. NCBI's taxonomy places the organism in Eukaryota, Fungi, Mucoromycota, Mucoromycetes, Mucorales, Mycotyphaceae. The coding region runs from base 290 to 679 and encodes 129 amino acids. The transcript has a single exon.
CAGUGCAAAUAUUUUUGACGAUCCGCAAAACCUUUGUGAAUUGAAAUUUCAAAAAAUCACGGGCCCUUUGGCACGAAAAGCUCACAGCAACAUGUGGCAUCUCCGUCCGUUGUUUUCAAUUAAACACUUUUUGUCAACAGAGAGCGCGGCAUAAGUUUUACUAUUGUUUGAUAUUCCGUAUAAAAAUUUUCAUAUAAAAAAGGACCCAACACUGUCGACAAAAGUCUUGUUUUUUUCAUCUCAUCAUCUUUUAUUCGCUGGUCGUCUUACUCUUUUUCUUAUAUACAAAAUGUUCCGUGUUACCUUCCUUUUCGCUGUCGUUUUAGCUGUUCUCGCUGUCGUCUCCCAAGCCGCUAAUAUUGAAGCUCGUGGUAACAAACACCACGGAACUGCUACUUUCUACUCUGUCAAGCACUCUGGUAAGCCCUCUUGUGGUUACAAGGCUGACAACGAUGAUAUGGUUGCUGCUCUCUCUCACAAGCGUAUGCCUAAGCACGGCCACGGUAAGCCUUGUGGUGAAAAGGUCAAGGUUCACUACAAGAAGAAGUCCAUCACCGUCAAGGUUAUCGAUACUUGCGACGGUUGUGGUAGAAAUGAUAUUGAUCUUUCUCCUGCUGCUUUCAAGAAGCUCGACCACAAGAAGAAGGGUGAACUCAAGGUCCAAUGGGAAUUCAAAUAAGAUAUCCAACUGGUUUGAUCAAGCUACCUUAACAUCUUCUGAUCUAUGAUUCUAUUAUUCAACGCUAGCCGUUUUGUAUACAAACUAGCCAAAAACUCUGUACUAUUCAUUAACGCAUUUGUUCAUUUAUUUAUAUUAUUAUUCAUGUACCUUACUAUCGUAAUAAACCGAUCUAGGCAGAGCCCGGAUCAAAUACUUCGUAACUUAGUAAUCGCACUUUGUGUUUGUUUCUACUUGAGCUCUAUCUUUUUGAUCGGAUAUCUCUUUAAAAAACUGCGGAUGUGGUUUCAUACUCACAAAAGCUAUCGGACAAACUGCAGGUAGGUUGAAGAAACCAAACGAGUUGUUGUACUAGAUGGGAAAGACUUGUCUGAGUUAUUUAAUAAAUUUGAAGUCUUAUCGUUGGCGCAAAAC